AUGGCAGUUGAAUAUCGUUUAAUUUCAUUUCUGCUAAUUAUCGCAUUAUGGAUUUAUAUUUUUCAUGAAUUAAAAUAUUCAUCAAUGAUUAUAUUAGAUUGUAAAUUUGAUCUAUCUUGUGAAUAUAAAACAAAACUUUUAUACAAACCUUAUUAUGAUUUUGACAAUAAGUCCAUACAUAUCGCAAUGCUAUUAGCUGGUGGAAUUGACAAUUGUCAUCAAGCUGAAACACUCAUUAAAUCAAUUUUAUUCACUCAAAAACGAUGGUAUCCAUCAAAAGAUGAUUGUUGUAAUUUUAAACAUUUUGCACAAUUCCAUUCAGAUUGGUCAACAGCAAUUGAUCGUGUACAAAAACGCAAACGUUUCUACAUUGUAUUUCAUUUUAUUGUUGAUGAAUUAGCCUAUGAAUUUAUGCAUUCAUUAAUGUCGGAUUGGGAUUUAGAAGGCAUCAAUGUACAGUUUUAUUCAAUUAGAAAUUAUGAAGCGCGGAUCAAAUCAUUUAGAUCUGGACACUACUCUGGACAUAAAAGUUAUCUCAAGUUGUUGAUUACACAAAUUUUACCGAAUGAAAUCAAAAAAGUUAUUCUACUGGAUUCCGAUAUGUUGUUGAAUGAUGAUAUAACAAAUUUGUGGAGGUUGUUUAACGAAUUCAACAAGGAUCAAUGCAUCGGUAUUGCUGCUGAACAGAAUCCAACUUUUUACAGCAAUAUGGGACAAAGAUUUUGGCCGACAUUGGGUUAUGGUUAUAAUGCUGGACUAUUAUUAAUUCAUUUAUCUAAAUUGCGUGCAAGAAAUUGGGAUGAAAAAUGGAUGAAAGGUGUCUAUAAUUUAAUGAGAGUAAAAAGAAUUCUACCUACUGCUGAACAAGAUGUUAUCAAUGCUGUAUUGAAUCAAAAUAGACAUUGGCUAUACGAGAUACCUUGUGAAUGGAAUAUUCAAUUAAGUGCAUUUUCUAUACGUGAACGUUGUCCAGUAGUAUGGGAAAUUUCAUUCAAUAAUAAUAAUAAUAACAGUAAUAUUAAUGCUAAUCAUCGCAGUCAUAAACAUAAACAACCACUCAACAGUGAUAAUAUAUUACAAUAUCCAAAUGCAAAAUUAAUACAUUUUAAUGCACAUGUAAAACCAGAGCAUUUUAUCCCUAUGCCAUUAAGAUUUCCGUCGCCUAUUGACAAGCCUAAUGAAUAUUAUUCAACUAUUCAAUUAUCAAGAAAAUAUUUUCAAUUUUAUUAUAAUUUACGAAGUAUGAAUCGACAUUGUUUCCUGUAA
Schistosoma turkestanicum is the source of this 1266-nucleotide messenger RNA. Lineage: Eukaryota; Metazoa; Platyhelminthes; Trematoda; Strigeidida; Schistosomatidae. The record is from the annotation of a GenBank genome assembly.